AUAUACAUGUGACGACGGGGUGGUCUUCCCCUCUGCCCCCUUUCACUAAAACUAAUGAACGUGACCUUCAUUACUACCAGUUAUAGAGAGUAUACCAACAAAGAUUGGAAGAUAAUACUCGUCAUAUGGAAGUUGUCUAUUGUAACACUUUUUCAAACGUUUGGAUGUCUGAGAACAAUGUCGAAAUUAAAUUAAUCAGUACAAAAAUUCUGAAGCCUUCAAAAUGCAUGGUAUGUGUUCGUCCAGCACAUGGCUAUCAUUGUGACGUGGCAACUUGCAAGGGGUGUAAGACAUUUUUCCGUCGAAUGUGCUUGUUGAGGGGUGAAAUUAAAUGCAGCACGAGCGGUGAUUGUUAUGAUUUGGAAAAGCGAAACUCUCCUUUGCUCCGCUGCCGCCCAUGUAGAUUCAAAAGAUGCCUUUUAGUCGGAAUGAAUCCAAAAGCUUUGAUAAUUGACGGAUCGAACAUUCUCGGCGAGAAACAAGUACAUUUCAAUGAACAACAAAUUCAAGGAACAAUUGACGUGCUCAGUCACUUGGAAGCAAAAACCGAACAAUUCAGCAAGUGUGCUUAUAAUCCGGACUGGACAAAUAUCAGAUUGAAAGAUUUGAUACUGUCACCUAGCAAGCUUAGUAUGUCAGAUAAAGUUGGGACGUUCCCAGAUUGGCCAUUAUGUCCAAAUUACGAAUUUCCUGAUCAGAUUGUGCAUAGGGAUAUUCAGAGUUUUUCACCACACAGAAAACAAUGGCGAUUUUCAAAUCUAAUGACCGCUGUAGAGUACACCAAAACUUUUUCCUUCUUCCAUGAUCUCAGCUUUCAAGACCAGAUUAACUUAUUAAAACAUGUGGUGAUAGGAUUGGCAAAUUUCAAUACGACUUACUAUACGCUUAAAAACAAAUUUGACGAUUUGCGCCAGCCGGAUGGGACACAGAGACCUGGUGUGAAUGAACCCCAUUAUUGCGCCCAUACUGUGCCGUUUGGACCUAUGAAGCGGAUCAAAAUUCAAUUCAAUGAGUUUUUGCUGUUGAAAAUUCUGUUUGUUUGUAACCCAGCGGUUCCAAAUCUUUCAAAACAUGCACAAUUCGUCAUUGAGAAAGAACGCCACCAUUAUUCAAAUAUUCUACUGAAAUACUGCCUACAAAACUACAGCUAUGGCCCAACAAGAUUUGUGGAGUUGAUCGAGAUUUUUGGAGUACUUCACAGACAACAAAAGCUUAUGAAUGAUCUCUAUAUUUAUGUUUUGUCUCCACUUUUAUUAAAACUUCCAAAGGAAUUCAGUGUACCGUUAAUUGAGGAAAUCGUUUUAUUAUACGCAUUAUCAUAAUUAAAGUUAUUUGUUUCACAAAAUUACACAAUCAUAAUAACUUUUACAUACUGAAAACGAGACGAGGGGACGAUAACUCAAAUAAAGAACGAAAAAUAAAUGUUAUUACAAA
Molecule: messenger RNA, 1434 nt
Organism: Caenorhabditis elegans
Lineage: Eukaryota; Metazoa; Nematoda; Chromadorea; Rhabditida; Rhabditidae
Gene: nhr-221
Product: Nuclear Hormone Receptor family
Exons: 7
Coding region: 126-1322 (398 amino acids)
Biological process (GO): intracellular receptor signaling pathway; regulation of DNA-templated transcription; DNA-templated transcription
Cellular component (GO): nucleus
Molecular function (GO): RNA polymerase II cis-regulatory region sequence-specific DNA binding; DNA binding; sequence-specific DNA binding
Source: RefSeq, marked reviewed